AUGUGCAAAUGGAUGCCACCCAUCGCUGGUCUCCGUCCUGACCUCGCCGUUGGCACUGCCCCCGCCGUGCUGCCCCCUCUCCCCAGUGCCGCCUCUGUCUGCCUGGCAUGCUUCACCCUGCUCCUGGUGGCUGGCACGGCUCUCGGAGGGUGCCCGCCGGGGGGGGCAGGAGGCGGCGGGCGUGAACCUCUGCGGGCGCUGGCAGGGGGCACCAACUGCUCCUGGACACUAGAGCGUCACACCCGCAGUUACAAUCACCUGGAGGGCGACGUCCGGCUCCGGCGCCUUUACUCCGCCAACAAGUUCUUCCUCUGCAUUGACAAGACGGGCAAGGUGGACGGCACCCGCCGCAAAAACUACGCUGACAGCCUAAUGGAAAUCCGAUCUGUCAGCGUGGGAGUUGUCGCCAUCAAAUCUGUCAGCACUGGGCUGUACCUAGCCAUGUCCAAAAAAGGCACGCUUUUUGGAUCGGUGAAAUACAGCCCUAGCUGCAAGUUCAAGGAGCGGAUAGAGGAGAAUGGGUACAACACGUACGCCUCGCUGCGCUGGAAACACGGCGGAAGGCAGAUGUUUGUCUCUCUGAAUGGCAGGGGGAAGCCACGGAGAGGCCAUAAAGCACGACGGAGGCACCCAUCCACCCAUUUCCUGCCCAUGCUGCCCUCAUAG
Molecule: messenger RNA, 666 nt
Organism: Megalops cyprinoides (Indo-Pacific tarpon)
Lineage: Eukaryota; Metazoa; Chordata; Actinopteri; Elopiformes; Megalopidae
Gene: fgf22
Product: fibroblast growth factor 22
Exons: 3
Coding region: 1-666 (221 amino acids)
Biological process (GO): fibroblast growth factor receptor signaling pathway; positive regulation of protein phosphorylation; positive regulation of cell population proliferation
Cellular component (GO): cytoplasm
Molecular function (GO): growth factor activity; fibroblast growth factor receptor binding
Source: RefSeq, a predicted model, not a curated record